Messenger RNA from Klebsormidium nitens, 1532 nucleotides. The record is from the annotation of a GenBank genome assembly. NCBI's taxonomy places the organism in Eukaryota, Viridiplantae, Streptophyta, Klebsormidiophyceae, Klebsormidiales, Klebsormidiaceae.
CUCAGAGCGCUAUUAGUUGCCUUGGUCAGGCCAAGGACCAAGGUCCAGGAACUGUGGCAACUUUUGAUUUCAACUUUGCAAGCACCAAUUUGCGCUUUGUCCUCCUUUCUUUCGUUCUUUCGUUCUUCCGUCCAAUCACUCAACAUUACACUUCCAAGCACUCCCAGCGCUGUGCUACCGUAGGAGUUCCAAGAUCUAUUUAGAAGCCCGCUCUAUGCCAAUUGGCUGUGUGCCGCAGGUCUAUCUUACAGGUCACGAGUCGCUCAAUUUUUCUCUUGUCCGAGCAAAGCCAAGCGCCCGCCAGAGGUAGUUUAUUGACUGCCAUACCUUUCUCUUUCGCCAAGGAUGCUGAGUGGAUCAAAAGGCAUGAAGUACGGGCUCCAGCUGCCAGCAGGCAAAAAGAGGGCAGCUGAUGUCAGAACGGCGAAGCCAAAAGCUGUCUCGCUCAAGAAGCCCGCAAUUUUUGCAGAGGAGAGCGAUGAAGAGGACGUGGAAGCAGAGAUUGCGCGGCAGGCCGCCAAGAAGAGGAGCGACAAAGAGCUGGAGCAGCAGCAUGCGGCGGCCUUGAAAGAAGACCCCAACGUGUUCGAUUACGAUGGGGUAUACGACCAAAUGAAAGAAGCGCAAGCAAGGCCCACUGAGCAGCAGCAGGCGCAGCGCCAGCCUAGGUAUAUUGAGGCGUUGCUCAAGAAAGCAAAAGAGCGGGAGCGGACGCAAGAGAUGGUCAUGGAGCGCAAGAUCCAAAAGGAGCAGGCGGCCGAGGCGCAUCUGUACGGUGACAAGGAGAAGUUCGUGACGGGCGCGUACAAGCGCAAGCUGGCGGAGGACGCCAAGUGGCGCGAGGAGGAGCGCCGGCGGGAGGAAGUAGAGGCUGCGCAUGAUGUUACGGCUAAGACCGACUUGAGCGACUUUUACCGCAACCUGCUCAACAAGAACGAGGCGUUUGGGGCUGGCGCUCGAAGCAUCGCCGUGCCUGCUCGGGAGACGCCCCCGAGCACUGCAGCGGACAAUAGAGCGACUGCUCAAGAGAGAGCGACAAACGACGUGAACGACGAUACCACGCAAGAGUCCAAGGAAGCGCUUGAAGAUCCUAUGGGCGCUGCUAGGAAAAGCUCGGAAAGCGAGAGCUUGAAAGAACGGAGUUUAGAAAGAGAAAGGGAGCGAAUACGUGAGGUGAGCGACGGAGGGCAGGAGGGUGCGCAACUAGAAUCGGGAGAGGAACAGGCUGGAAACGUGGUGUCCCACAAGCAAAAGGGCUCACAAGAUGUUCGUACAACACCGGGUGUCAAUGAGGAGCGUGGGGCUAGUUCGGAGAGGGCAACGAAGACAGAUGCGGUAGCCGAGGCAAAAGCUAGGUACCUAGCAAGGAAGAGACAAAGAACUUGACAUUAGUCUGGCAAUCCUACAAUCGGCGAAGCCAUCCAGGUCAGAAGUUGGGUCUAACACUGAACCGUUGAAUUAUAUGAUGAGCAUGUGAAGUAACAUAGACGCAUGGAUCACGUUUUACUACUUAUUUCCUGCUUGCUUUUGGG